AUGGAUGAGAUUAAGUCUCUCAAGUCAGUCUUGCACAAUACCUUUGCCAUCAAAGAUCUUAGACUAUUGAAGUACUUUCUUUUAAUUGAAAUGGAUCACUCCUCAAAUGGUAUGUUCUUAAAUCAACGCAAAUAUGUUGUUGAUCUUCUUGAUGAGGCAGGAAUGAAGGAUAGUAAGCCUGCACGCACUCCUCUUAGUAGCAGACUUAAAAUAGAUGUUGAAGGAGAGCCUCUCUCAGAUAUUUAUGUUUAUCAACGCCUUGUCGGUAAGCUCAUCUAUCUUACCAUUUCAAGACUAUACCUCACUUGUGCUGUGAGUUUGGUCAGUCAAUUCAUGCACUCCCCUACCACUCAUCAUCCACAGAUUGUCAAAAGGAUUCUUCGCUACUUAAAGGGCACAGUUGAUCGAGUAAUUGUUAUGAAGAACAAUGGUCACUUCAACCUUGUGGGCUACUCAGACUCAGACUGGGCAGCUAAUGCCAUUGAUCAAAAGUCCAUAACUGGGUACUGUACUUUCAUUGGAGGCAACCUAGUUAUUUGGAAAAGUAAGAAACAAACUGUGGUUGCUCGUUCUAGUGCCGAAGUUGAGCAGUAUCGUGAAAUGGCAUCUAUAGUUUGUGAACUCAUAUGGUUAAAGACAUUGUUGGGUGACUUAGGCAUUGUGUGCAUUGUGCCCAUAUCUCUACAUUGUGAUAACUAG
This is a messenger RNA of Rosa chinensis, 699 nucleotides long. RefSeq lists its product as uncharacterized. The transcript has a single exon. Lineage: Eukaryota; Viridiplantae; Streptophyta; Magnoliopsida; Rosales; Rosaceae. The record is from RefSeq and is a predicted model, not a curated record. Bases 1 to 699 code for a protein of 232 amino acids.